AUGUAUAACAAUAAUGGCAGUAAGUGUUCGAAUGGAACUGAUACUCGAUUAAUUAAAAGUUUCCAUGAAUGGAAAUCACUGUCUACAAAUUUACAAGAGCAUGUUAUUGAAGUAAAAAAUAGUCUAAAAGAUACCGGUCUUUUCAACAUAUGUAAUUCACCAGAAAAAGCUCUGCGAGAUCUUCGACGGGAAUUAGGCUCGUUUGUUUGGACUCAAACAUUUCGAGUGCUUCUUGUGGCCAUGCCUCACAAUUCAUUGGAAGCUAAACGACAAAUGUUGCGAGAAUGUCGAAAAUGUUAUAAUGGCAAUUCUUUUCAAAAGAAGAAGAUUACAGAAUUUGAAAAAACAUAUCGAGCCUGCGAUGCUAUACGCUGGUAUACAAAACCAUGUUUUCUUUCAACUUUAGUUAACAAAACAUUGCGUUCAGAAAAUGUACAUGCUCUAUAUCUGUUCCGUUAUUUUAUUUUUGAUUUGUGUGAAAGUCUCGCCAAGGCACGAUAUUCUAGUUCAACACCGAUAUCUGUUUAUCGUGGUACAAUACUUCAUCGAGAUGAAGUUGAACAACUACGUGUCGGCUCACUUGUCUCUACCAAUGGUUUUCUUUCUUCAUCAUGUUUUCUAGAAGUUGCUUUGUCUUUUAUAAAUUCUGAUCAAGCAAACGAUAUUCAAAUCAAUCGAAAUCGUGAGAGUUCUGAACAACUCGUUCUGUUUAAAAUUGUUAUUGAUAUAAAUCAAUCGCCCGAUGUUGUUGUUGCAGAUAUAAGUAGUGAAAGUCUAAUACCGGACGAAAAGGAAUUUUUGUUUGAUCUUGGUACUACAUUUAUUAUUACCAAUACCUACUAUGAUGAUCAAAAUUGUAUGUGGAAUAUUCAAAUGACAGCUUCAAAUCAAGUGGCAAAACUAAAUCAUGAAUACGAUUCAUAUAUGCGUGAGCGACUCUCUGAAACGAAUGCUACAAUUUUAUUUGGUCGUAUGCUAGCUCAUCUGAGCGAAUAUUCCUUAGCAAUAAAAUAUUUUCAGCGUCUCCUACGUGUUUUACCAUUUGAACAUGGAGAUCGACCCAAUAUACAUUACCAACUGGCUCGCAUAUAUCGUUUUUUGGGUAAACAUCAACAAGCUAUUUAUUAUUUUCGAUGUGCUAAACUAUUGCAACGACGUGAUUUGCCUUACAAUAGUUAUGAAUAUGGUAUGACAUUAGCUGGUCUUGGUACUGUUUAUAUGGAAUUGAAUGAUUCAAAACGAGCAGUAUGUGUACUGGAACAAGCUAGUAUUUGCUAUAAUCUUGUUUCACAGAACUAUAAUACUGAAACAAUGUUUCAUUUUAAUCGACUCAGUUAUGCUUACUAUCUUGAACAACAAUAUGAACGAGCAUUACACAUGCUCAAUAAAACAUUGGCCAUUUACAAGCAGAAAAUGCCAGCCGAUCAUCCUGGUCACGCUCAGACUUAUCAUAAUUUGGGUUUGGUGCAUCGUGCGAUGGGUAAUAAUGAUGAGGCACUCGUUUCUUAUCGAGAAGCUCUCAGAAUGCGAGAGGCUCUACUUGCUCCCAAUCAUCCAUAUGUUGCUCGUACAUGUUUUCAGAUCGGCUUACUUUUUGAAGAACAGAAAGAUUAUAAUGCAGCGCUUGAAUACGGUAAAAAAGCACUUAUCAUUCAAGAAGUCAAACUACCAUCUAAUAAUCAAGAACUCGGUCUAUCAAGAGAGCUUGUUGGACGUCUGUUGGCUAAAAUUAAUGCGACUAAGAGUGAAUAA
This is a messenger RNA of Rotaria sp. Silwood2, 1752 nucleotides long. Lineage: Eukaryota; Metazoa; Rotifera; Eurotatoria; Philodinida; Philodinidae. The record is from the annotation of a GenBank genome assembly.